GAAGACGGCAAUAGCCAAUAGGAGAAAGAAAAUGGGGAGGAAACCUUAAACCCUACUUCUUGGGUUUUAUGUGUAUCCAAACGUCGGAAAGUUUCAUUCGGAUGAAAUUCCAUUACUUUCUGAAGCCAGAGGCCAAAUCUGCUCAAAGGUUUCUCAGAAAAGUAUUUAAUUCAGAGGUACGGAGUAUACAAAUUUUGAACCUCCCUCCCAAGUCUCAAAAUUUUGUUAAUUUCUCAAUUCCCCGCUUUGUUUUCUUCAAUUUGUGCUGGCUGCUAUAUAGAGCUUUCUUCAAUCACUCUAAAGAUUUUCUUGAUCGUACAUACUGUGAGACAAAGCUAAGGACCCAUCACCCAAGAAACAUUUUGAGCUAAAAAGCCAUUCUUUGUUAAUUGUUGGGUUUGCGAUGAUGAUUCAUAAAUUCCACAAAAGGGUGUCGCGGAAAAUGAUUUCCCAGCUCAACCACGCGUUGUUUUCCUCUAAUAUUUCUGUUUGUCAGAGCGGAGGCUCUUCUUCUUCUGUUUCACAGAGUUUACAGGCGUUUACAUUGAUGAGAAAUCGAAGUUUUCGAAGUUCUGGACUUAGCCAGUACUCCAAAGCCACCGCAACUGAAUCCAAAAUCUCCCGAGUGGCUCGAAAUGAUGCGCAGGCUGCACUCUUUGAAUAUUUGCAUUAUACUAGAGGAUUCGAUUUUGUUGAUGCUGAGCAUAUUAGCAAGAGCUCACCUUGUUUCCUUCAGAAAUUGCUAUUGAAGGUUGAAAAUGAGGAGGAUGUGUCGAGGGCCUUAUCGAGGUUCCUUAGGUACCAUCCCAUUAAUGAAUUUGAGCCGUUUUUCGAAAGUCUGGGUUUGAGCCCGGAUGAGAUUGCGUUGCUACUUCCGCGGAACUUGAUGUUCUUGACUGAUAAUCAUUUGUUGUUUGAUAACUUCCAUGUUCUUUCUAGUUAUGGGAUUCCUCGCAGUAAUAUCGGGAAGAUUUAUAAGGAAGCGAUUGAGGUUUUUCAGUAUGGUGACGGGGUGUUGAAUAAGCAAUUGAUGGCUUGUGAAAAUUUGGGUUUAAGUCGAUCCACGGUAAUAAAGCUGGUGAGCUGCUCACCUACUGUUUUGGUUGGGGAUGUAAAUAAUGAGCUUUUUGAGGUGAUUGAGAAAUUUAAAAAAAUGGGUUUUAGGAAUGAUUGGAUUGGAAGUUAUUUGUCCAGUGAACACUCGUACAAUUGGAGUAGAAUACUCGGUACGACAUUCUUUCUCAGUGAAGUUGGAUAUAAUGAGCCACAGAUGGGCACUCUGUUUAAGGCGAAUCCGGCAUUGCUGUUUGAAGGCUCCGGGAAGUGCACUUACGUGUUGGUAGCUCAGUUAUUGAAGUUAGGUCUUGACAUGGAUGAAAUUCAUUCAUUGCUUUUGGAAUAUCCCGAGAUCCUAUCUUUGAAAUGCACUAAAAGGCUUUGGAAGGCAAUGAACUUUCUAUUCGAGAUUGGAAUGGAGACCAAGGACAUCGCGAAAAUUGUAUCUAGCCAUAUACAAUUAUUGGGUUCAAAUUCUCUGAAACGACCCAAGACUGUCUUGAAGUGUUUCAAGGGUGAUAGCCGUCAUUUAUGUCAAACUAUAACGGAAGACCCUCUGAACUUGUUCAGGCUAGCUUCCAAGUCGGAAAUUAAGAGCAUUGAGCAGACCGCUUUCCGGAAUCCUGCUAACACUUCAGAAAAAACGGCAUUCUUAUUGAAGUUAGGUUACGUAGAAAACUCAGAUGAGAUGACAAAAGCUUUAAAAAUGUUUCGUGGCCGAGGAGACCAGUUACAGGAGAGGUUCGAUUGCCUAGUAGAAGCGGGUUUGGAUUGCAACGUUGUAGUAAGCAUGGUUAAAAAGGCUCCUACACUACUGAACCAGACCAAAGAUGUGCUCGAGAAGAAACUGGGUAGUUUGGAAAAGCAUUUGGGGUAUCCCGUGGAAUCAAUUUUGUCAUUUCCGUCCUACCUAUGCUAUGAUAUCGACAGAAUAAAUCUUAGGUUUUCAAUGUAUGCAUGGCUUAAGGAAAAGGGCGUGGCAAAGCCCAUGUUGUCGCUAAGCACUCUCCUUGCAUGUUCAGAAGCGCGCUUUAUAAAAUAUUUUGUUGAUGUACAUCCAGAAGGUCCAGCAAUGUGGGAGAGUUUGAAAAAAGUAUAUCAUGCAAGCUAAUAGUGAUUUUACCCAUUCAUUUUUUGGUAUAUUGUUUGACUGCCUAAUUUUAUCCAGGCUCAUUAUUUUUAGUAUGUUGUAAAUUGAUAAGUCACUGCACAUCAAUUCAUCUAAGUUAAUAUACCACACUUCAGUGAAGAAAUUAUAUAUUUCAAAUGUGAAUAGUGAACAUUAGAAUAUGUACUUUGCUUCUGCA
Molecule: messenger RNA, 2363 nt
Organism: Ipomoea nil (Japanese morning glory)
Lineage: Eukaryota; Viridiplantae; Streptophyta; Magnoliopsida; Solanales; Convolvulaceae
Product: transcription termination factor MTEF18, mitochondrial
Exons: 1
Coding region: 404-2167 (587 amino acids)
Biological process (GO): chloroplast organization; regulation of DNA-templated transcription
Cellular component (GO): chloroplast
Molecular function (GO): double-stranded DNA binding
Source: RefSeq, a predicted model, not a curated record